AUGUCUUCAGACGGAGAAAAAGCCUCCAAGAGGGCCGCCUCCCCCUCCCCCACCGAAACAGACGGCGGAAACACAGAUGGUCUUCAUCGCCGUCUCAACAACAGACAAGUCCAACUCCUCUCCAUCGGAGGCACAGUCGGCACCGGUCUCUUCAUCGGUAUCGGCGCCGGCCUAGCCAAGGGCGGUCCCGGUUCCCUUCUCGUCUGCACAGCUUUAUACGCCAUGGUCCUCGGUCUCACCAACAACUCCAUCGCUGAGAUGAACACGUACAUGCCUGUCUCUGGUGGCUUUAUCCGUCUUGCGGGCCACUGGGUCGAUGAUGCUCUUGGCUUUAUGGUCGGCUGGAACUUCUUUCUCUACGAGGCGCUGCUUAUCCCUUUUGAGAUUGUCGCCUUGAAUCUGGUUGUUUCUUUCUGGAGUGAUAACGUUACGCAAGCUGGUCCUACGGCGGGCUUUAUUAUUGCGGUUAUUAUUGCUUAUGGUGUACUAAAUCUCCUCGCUGUCGGUGUCUUUGGUGAAGCAGAAUUCUGGCUGGCCCUCGGCAAAGUCCUCCUCAUCUUCAUCCUCUUCAUGUUUACCUUUGUGACGAUGGUCGGGGGUAAUCCUCAGGGUGACGCAUAUGGCUUCCGCUACUGGUCCAACGUGCAUGACGCAUUCGCUACAUUCCGAUCCGAGGGUGAUCUUGGCCGUCUCGAGGGCUUCAUGGGUGCUUUGGCCUCUGCUGCGUUCUUCGUCGUCGGUCCCGAUUACAUCUCCAUGGUUGCUGCCGAGGCCAAGCACCCUAGUCGCUAUGUCAAGACUGCCUUCAAGACCGUCUACUUCCGAUUCGGUCUCUUCUUCAUCGGUGCUGCUUUGACUUGCGGUAUUGCUCUUAGCCACACUGAUCCCACUCUCGUUGGUGUUCAUCUGGGUGAUGGCUCUGGUCACGGCACUGCUGCUGCUUCUCCUUGGGUUAUCGCCAUGGCUAACCUUGGAAUCGAAGGACUGCCUCAUCUUGUGAAUGCUCUUCUUUUCACCACCAUUUUCUCCGCCGGCAACACUUACACCUACUGCGCGACCCGAUCUCUGUACAGUCUCGCUCUCGAAGGACGAGCCCCUGCCUUCCUUCGCAAGACCACAAAGAACGGUAUUCCCAUCUACUGCUUCGGUGUCACCAUGGUCUUCCCUCUUCUGGCCUUCCUCCAGCUCGACUCCAGCUCCGCUGAGGCUCUGACUAUCCUCCUUGCCCUCAUCACCGGUGGAGGUAUCGUGGACUACAUCACCAUGAACAUCACCUUCCUCUUCUACUACCGCGCCUGCAAGGCCCAAGGCAUCGACCGCAAGACAAUGCCCUACUUCGGCUACUUCCAGCCCUACUGCGCCUGGAUCGCCCUCAUUCUUCACACCGUCGUCUGCUACACCUACGGCUACACUUCUCUUGCACCCUUCAACGCCAAGAACUUCUUCUCCAACUACACCAUGCAAAUCAUCGCACCUUUCACCUACAUCGGCUGGAAGCUCAUCCACCGCACCAAGAUCGUCAAGCCCGAGGAGUGCGAUCUCGUAUGGGAGCGCCCCGCCAUCGAUGCUUACGAGGAGCGUGCCAUGAUCGUUGACCCUCCUACCGGUUUCUGGGAGGAGAUCAUCGGCCUUGUUGGUAUUAAGAAGAACAAGAAGAACAAGACUGCAGCUGAGGCGCAGGUUUGA
Messenger RNA from Fusarium coffeatum, 1686 nucleotides. RefSeq lists its product as uncharacterized. Gene Ontology annotation, molecular function: amino acid transmembrane transporter activity. NCBI's taxonomy places the organism in Eukaryota, Fungi, Ascomycota, Sordariomycetes, Hypocreales, Nectriaceae. Gene Ontology annotation, biological process: amino acid transmembrane transport. Bases 1 to 1686 code for a protein of 561 amino acids. The transcript is spliced from 2 exons. The record is from RefSeq and is a predicted model, not a curated record. Gene Ontology annotation, cellular component: membrane.